AGAGAAACCAUCAAAAUCUUCAGAAGUCUCUCUCUCUCCUUCUUCUCCAUCCUCCAACAGAGCUAUGGCCCUCCACCGCUUCUUCUUCUUCUUCUCUCUCACCCUCCUCACCACGACGACCCUCUCCCUCUUCGAACCCGACCCGGAUUCGAUCUCCACCGUCUACGAACUCCUCCCCAAGUACGGCCUCCCAAGCGGCCUCUUGCCGGACUCCGUCACCAAAUUCACCCUCUCGGACGACGGCCGAUUCGUCGUCUACUUGGCCAAGUCCUGCGAAAUCGAAUUCGACUACCGCGUCCGCUACGAGGAGACCGUAUCCGGACGGAUUAGCUACGGAUCCAUCACCGAGCUGAAGGGUAUCCAGGUGAAGCGGCUGUUUAUCUGGUUGGACGUCGACGAGAUCAAGGUCGAUCUACCUCCCACGGAUUCGAUCUACUUCAAGGUUGGGUUUAUCAAUAAGAAGCUUGGUAUUGACCAGUUCAAGACUGUGCAUUCUUGCGGCGUCUCUGGGUCUUGUGGAGGUUCUUGGAAGAGUUUUCUCCAGCUUCCAGGAAUGAUGAAUGAAGCUGAGAUGCUCAUCACCGAGUAAUUACUCUCAACAAUCACUCAACGCCACAACUUUGGAGUUAGAGUGUCAGUCAACUUUGUAGUUUGUACAGAUACGUUCCCACGAAAUGUCAGAUAUUUCCGUUAUGCAAGUCUUGUUUCCACAAAAAAAUUAGAAAAACUGUAUCUAUACAAGAUGACUAAAUGUUUCCCAGUUCGUUCCUCAUCACCACAAUAGACUCUGGCCGUUUCAAUUUCCCAA
Raphanus sativus (radish) is the source of this 808-nucleotide messenger RNA. RefSeq lists its product as uncharacterized. The coding region runs from base 65 to 589 and encodes 174 amino acids. Lineage: Eukaryota; Viridiplantae; Streptophyta; Magnoliopsida; Brassicales; Brassicaceae. The transcript has 2 exons. The record is from RefSeq and is a predicted model, not a curated record.